UAAAAAGGGAUAAUAUCAUCAUAACUACCAGGAUCAGUGAUCAUUUUCCACUCCUGCACAUCCUUUAGUUGAAAUCAAAUCAUAAAGUAUAGAUAUAUUGGCUGCAUAUCACUAUAUCUGUAUCUCGACUAUUUGUGAAACAAUCUUGUUCCCCUCUCGACUUAGCCGGAAUCGGGACACUUUUCCAAUUAGCCGGAAUCGAUAUUAUAUUGAGAGGGAUAGAGGAUUUUUUUUUGAACCUAAGAGGAGGACAGUCAGAAGAUUUCCGUUUAGCUCGGAAGAGGUGGUUCGGAGCUGCGGUAAAUAGUAAACCCUGUUUCCUAGUGCAUGAAGGGUUGUGCGUAUGAUGUCAAUACCGAAGGAGCUGGAGCAAGUGAUAAGGCAUAGAGAUGGAUCGGUGCUGGGGAAAAGGACGAUCCUCAAAAGCGACCAUUUUCCUUCCUGCCAGAACAAACGUCUUUCUCCCCAUAUCGAUGGUGCACCCAAUUACAGAAAGGCUGAUUCAUUACAUGUUCACGGUGUUGCUAUCCCAACCAUCAGUGGUAUCCGGAAUGUUCUUGACCACAUUGGAACACAGAUAGAUGGGAAGAAGACUCGUUUUCUCUGGAUUAAUCUUCGUGAAGAACCGGUUGUGUACAUUAAUGGGCGCCCUUUUGUUCUGCGUGAAGUGGAGAUGCCUUUUUCUAACCUUGAAUAUACGGGUAUUAACAGGGUGAGGGUGGAACAAAUGGAGGAUCGAUUGAAAGAAGAUGUCCUGCUAGAGGCUGCAAGAUAUGGAAAUAAGAUCCUUGUGACUGAUGAACUCCCUGAUGGCCAAAUGGUGGAUCAAUGGGAACCUGUGACACAGGAUUUGGUGAAAACGCCACUAGAGGUAUAUCAGGAGCUACAAGCACAGGAGUACCUUGUUCACUAUGAGCGUGUUCCUAUAACAGACGAAAAGCCGCCCAAAGAGCUGGAUUUUGAUAUUUUGGUUAAUAAAGUGUCUGAAGCUGAUAUAGAAACAGAAAUAGUGUUUAAUUGCCAAAUGGGGCGUGGACGAACUACAACUGGAAUGGUGAUUGCUACUUUGGUUUAUCUUAAUCGUAUAGGAGCCUCUGGAAUCCCAAGGACAAAUUCUACUGGCAGAGUGUCUAGCUGUGGCACCAGUGCUAAUGAUACAAUGACCAACACAGAGGAUGCGAUUCUUAGAGGAGAAUAUACAGUUAUUAGAAGCUUGAUUAGAGUUUUGGAGGGUGGCAUUGAAGGCAAAAAGCAAGUGGAUAAAGUCAUUGAUAGAUGCGCCUCAAUGCAGAACUUACGUGAAGCUAUUGCUUCGUAUCGGAAUAGCAUUUUGCGCCAGCCUGAUGAGAUGAAGAAAGCAGCAGCGCUUUCCUUUUUUGUGGAAUAUUUAGAAAGAUAUUACUUUCUUAUUUGCUUUGCCGUAUAUCUCCACACAGAACGAGAAGCACUUCACCCUAGAUCUUCUGGCUGGAGCAGUUUUACUGAUUGGAUGAGAGCUAGGCCAGAAUUGUAUAGUAUACUUCGUAGAUUGCUUAGAAGAGAUCCAAUGGGUGCACUAGGCUAUGUAAGCUUGGAACCUUCGCCAGCUAAAGAUGUGGAGUCCACCAAUAACCGCCCUUCUGAAAUGGGCCAAGUUGCUGCUUUAAGGAGGGGAGAGGUUCUUGGAAGUCAAACUGUUCUUAAGAGCGACCAUUGUCCUCGUUGCCACCAUCCAAGCUUGCCAGAACGGUUGGAGGGUGCUCCUAAUUUCAGGGAAGUUCCUGGAUUUCCAGUCUAUGGUGUUGCAAAUCCAACUGUAAGUGGGAUUCUAUCUGUCAUUCAAAGGAUUGGUAGCUGCAAAGGUGGCCGUCCAGUAUUUUGGCAUAAUAUGAGAGAAGAGCCUGUUAUAUACAUCAAUGGGAAGCCUUUUGUGCUCCGGGAGGCUGAAAGGCCCUACAAGAAUAUGCUGGAAUAUACGGGAAUUGAUUGUGAAAGAGUAGAAAGAAUGGAAGCUCGAUUGAAAGACGAUAUUAUGCGAGAAGCUGAACAUUACAAUGGUGCUAUAAUGGUUAUUCAUGAGACAGCUGAUGGGAAAAUAUUUGAUGCUUGGGAGCAUGUGAGCUCUGAUUCAAUUCAGACCCCAUUAGAGGUCUUUAAGUGUCUGGAGGCUGAGGGGUUCCCAAUCAAGUAUGCCCGUGUUCCUAUUACCGAUGGAAAGGCUCCAAAAAGUUCUGACUUUGACACGUUGGCAGUGAAUAUUGCAUCUGCUUCGAAUGAUACUGCUCUUGUCUUUAAUUGUCAGAUGGGGAUAGGAAGGACAACCACUGGGACUGUAAUUGCCUGCCUUUUGAAACUGCGCAUUGACUGUGGGAGACCCAUCAGAGUAUUAAAUGAUGCAUUGCAUGAGGAAUUUAGUGAUAUUUCAAGUGCUGAUGAAAGUGAUGGUCUUGCUCCUUCAUCUGCACCGUUUGUUUUAAAAACAAGGCCUAAGAAAGGUUCAUCUCAUGAAUUUGGGAUAAAUGACAUCCUGUUGUUAUGCAAGAUAACCAGGCUAUUUGACAAUGGGGUGGAAUGCCGAGAGGCCUUAGAUGCAAUUAUUGAUAGAUGUUCUGCUCUGCAGAAUAUACGCCAAGCUGUCUUGCAGUACAGAAGGUUGUUUAACCAGCAGCAUACUGAGCCUAGGGAAAGAAGAGUGGCACUGAACCGUGGUGCUGAGUAUCUAGAGCGCUACUUUCAUUUGAUUGCUUUUGCAGCAUAUGUUGGGAGUGACGCUUUUGAUGGAUUCUGUGGGCAAGGAGAAUCCAAGACAACAUUUAAGCAUUGGUUGCAACAGAGGCCAGAGGUUCAAUCUAUGAAGUGGUCUCUUAGAUUGAGGCCUGGGCGCUUCUUUACAAUCCCUGAGGAACUAAGAACUCCACAUGAGUUGCAGCAUGGAGAUGCUGUCAUGGAGGCUAUUGUAAAAGAUCGUAAAGGUUCAGUUCUGGGAAAAGGGUCUAUUCUGAAGAUGUAUUUCUUUCCUGGUCAGAGAACUUCAAGUCACAUACAAAUCCAUGGUGCACCACAUGUUUUCAAGGUGGAUAAGCAUCCUGUGUAUAGCAUGGCAACUCCAACAAUUGCUGGUGCCAAAGAGAUGCUAACUUACAUGGGUGCAACGCCUAGGAUAGAAGAAAGCGCUACUGACAGAGUUGUUAUAACAGAUCUUAGGGAAGAAGCUGUAGUUUAUAUCAAUGGUACUCCAUUUGUGCUCAGAGAACUGAAUAAGCCUGUGGAUACCCUCAAGCAUGUCGGAAUUACGGGCUCAUUGGUGGAACACAUGGAAGCACGAUUAAAGGAAGAUAUUAUUACUGAGAUAAAGCAAUCUGGUGGCCGAGCACGAUCAAAAGAAGACAUUAUCUCUGGAAAAAAGCAAUCUGGUGGCCGGAUGCUUUUACAUCGUGAAGAAUACAAUCCGACGCUUAACCAAGUUAGCAUCAUAGGGUAUUGGGAGAACAUAUUCAUAGAUGACGUGAAGACUCCUACUGAGGUAUACGCUAGUUUGAAGAGCGAAGGAUAUAACAUAACCUACCAGAGGAUACCUUUAACGAGAGAAAGAGAAGCAUUGGCUUAUGAUGUCGAUGCUAUCCAAUAUUGCAAGGAUGAGUUAGCAGGGUCCUACCUUUUUGUAUCCCAUACCGGAUUUGGAGGGAUCGCUUAUGCAAUGGCUAUUAUUUGUUUACGACUUGAUGCAGAAACAAAUCGAACCUCACAUAUGCCCAGAUCAUUGGUUGAUAAAGCUCAUUCAUUCCCCCCACCUGUUGGGAAUCUAGCUUCCAAACUUUUUGAUGAUGAAACAUGCAAAAUGGGCGAUUACCGAGACAUAUUAAGCCUAACUAGAGUUCUUGUGCAUGGUCCAGAGAGCAAGGGAGACGUAGACGAUGUCAUAGAAAGGUGUGCUGGUGCCGGACAUUUACGAGAAGAUAUUGUUCACUUCGCAACAGAACUUAAAAAGUUUCCCAGUGAUGUUGAUGACGAACAUCGAGCAUACCUCAUGGAUAUGGGAAUUAGAGCUCUAAGGCGGUAUUUUUUUCUGAUCGCGUUUAGAUCCUAUCUGUAUUGCACAUCUGCUAGUGAGAUGAAAUUUACUGACUGGAUGGAUGCCAGGCCUGAAUUAGGCCAUCUUUGUAACAACUUGAGAAUUGAUAUGUGAAGCAAAUGUAUAUCUUCAUCAAAGGUAGAAUGUAAAAUCAUUUGGUAAACAACGAGCUUGGUGAGUUGUUCCAGUGAAUUGAAGUUGUAAUUAAAGCGUAUAUGAUGCCGUAGUUCAAGGAUGCGAGUAGCCCUUUUUUGAACGACGGAGGAACGCAGGUGGUCGUUACCAAUAAAUGCCAUUAGAUAUUUUUCGCUAUGUUGAUAGUUACUAUUAUACCCACCGUAGGAGUAGAAUUUAAAUAUCUAAAUGGCUCUCUUAGGGAUCUAUUAUGUAUAAAUAAAAAUGGGUUGUAACCAAGAUCGUUAUUAGAGGAUUUAGAGGGGCUGAAGCAAUAAUAUUACAUAUCUCCAUUUAUCCUCUGUUGUAUAUUCUCUUUACAUGCACAAGUUUAUUAUUCUUUUUGCUGCCUCAUCUCUUUUCUCAUGUACUUUUCAAGUCUGUAUGUACAUGUUAUAAACACAGAGUUUUCCAAUCGUCUAUUAUAAAAC
Messenger RNA from Cuscuta europaea, 4656 nucleotides. NCBI's taxonomy places the organism in Eukaryota, Viridiplantae, Streptophyta, Magnoliopsida, Solanales, Convolvulaceae. The record is from the annotation of a GenBank genome assembly.